Molecule: messenger RNA, 2241 nt
Organism: Uncinocarpus reesii 1704
Lineage: Eukaryota; Fungi; Ascomycota; Eurotiomycetes; Onygenales; Onygenaceae
Exons: 1
Coding region: 1-2241 (746 amino acids)
Biological process (GO): ribosomal large subunit biogenesis
Cellular component (GO): nucleoplasm; nucleolus; Noc1p-Noc2p complex
Source: RefSeq, a predicted model, not a curated record
AUGGCGGGCUCUGCGAAGAAAGCGACCAAGAAGUUUGGGAAGAAGCACCUCAGGGACACCAUUGAUCGCCGAAGGGAGUUCACAAAGAUCAAACAGCGGCAUCAGCUCCAGGACAAGAAAAAGGCUAAGAAUGCAGCGAGACAGGCUGCCCAAGCAGAUGAAAAUGGAGCUGGGGAAAUAGCUGAAAAAGAAAAUGGAUUCGCAGCGAUGGAUGUCGAUGACUUUUUCGCCGGCGGCUUCGAUAUCCCGGGAAGCAAAACCAAAGAAACGGUCGAAAGCCAAGGACGUUUCCGCCGCAGACAGGGAAACGGAAGAGGGAGGAGCAUAACGAGGAUGAUAAAACAUCUGAAGGGAGGUGAAGAUGAAGGAGCUCGGGACGAGGACAGUGCCGGUGAUAGCGGGUUCGAAAGCGAGGCCGGAGACCUCGACGCUCACAUUGGCGAACUCGAAGCCCUCAAGGAGAAAGAUCCCGAAUUCUACAAAUAUUUGAAAGAAAAUGACGCUGAACUCCUGGAUUUUGGGGAGCAUGGCGAUCUCGCCGAGGUAGACGAGCUAAGCGAGAAAAGUGAAGUAGAAUCGCCGCGAAAGAAAACGAAGAAAGGGAAGCCGGAGGAGCAGAAGUUGGACAGAAAUCUACAAAUCUCCACUGUUCAUCAAUGGCAAAAAUCAAUGCUCCAAUCCAACUCGUUGAGAGCCACUCGCCAGGCUGUCCUGGCCUUCCGAACGGCUGCGUAUGGAGACGAGACCGAUUCGCAAGACCGCAAGUUUACCAUCUCUGACCCCGAGGUAUACCAUCAAGUGCUUGUUACCGCUCUAGAACACGUUCCAAAGAUUUUGAACCAUCAUAUACCUAUUAAGGAGACGGCGAGUGGAAAAGUUAGAGUGUCGCUGGAAUCCGGGAAGUUUAAGGCCUUGACACCUCUCAUCAAAUCGCAUACCUCGUCGAUACACGAACUUUUAACGAAUUUAUCCGACGCCGCCGCAUUGAGAUUGACAUUGUCAUCGGUAACUCCGAUGCUUCCGUACCUUUUGCAAUUUCGAAAAUUACUCAAAGUUUUGAUUAAAGCGAUUGUGGGACACUGGUCAGAGUCUUCUAACUCAGAAGCCACCAGAAUAUCGGCUUUCUUAGUACUCCGCCGAUUAAUGGUGAUUGGAGAUGCUGGCAUUCGUGAGGCUGUCUUGAAAUCGACGUAUGAAGGGAUCAUCAAAGGGAGUCGAAACACCACCGUGCAUACCCUGGCUGGAAUCAAUCUAAUGAAGAACUCUGCAGCGGAGCUUUGGGGUCUAGAUCAAGAUAUCGCAUACACUACAGGGUUCACGUCUAUCCGCCAGCUGGCGAUUCAUUUGCGAAGCAGCAUUACGAAUCCCACAAAGGAUUCCUACAAGAAAGUCUACAAUUGGCAGUAUGUCCACUCGCUCGACUUCUGGUCGCGUGUUUUGUCCGCACAUUGCGAUUCCAUUGUAGAGGCCAAGGCAGGCAAACAAUCUGCGUUGCGACCCCUUAUCUACCCGGUUGUGCAAAUUAUUGUCGGGGCAAUGCGCCUAAUCCCUACCGCACAAUAUUUUCCCCUGCGUUUCCAGAUGAGCCGUUCUCUCCUUCGUCUGUCUCUGGCAACCGGAACAUACAUCCCUCUCGCCUCCGUUUUGUUAGAAGUACUUCAAUCUGCGGAGAUGAAAAGCCCUCCAAAGGCAAGCACAAUGAAACCACUGGAUUUUUCGACCUGUAUCCGCGCACCAAAGGCAUAUUUGCGAACCCGCAUCUAUCAGGACGGUGUUGCCGAAGAGGUCUCGGAACUAUUAUCGGAGUUCUUUGUUCUGUGGACAAAAAACAUAGCGUUCCCCGAGCUUUCCUUACCUACGGUGGUCAUGCUUAAACGGUGGUUGAAAGAGGUUUCUUCUCGUUCGCUAGGAAAUAAGAACGUCAAAAUCAACCAAACGUUUGUUUUACUGGUACAAAAGCUGGAAGCUAAUAGCCGUUGGAUCGAAGAGCGGAGGUCAAAGGUUACGUUCACGCCCAAAGACCGUGCAGAAGUGGAGCGCUUCUUAAAAGACGUUGAAUGGGAGUCGACGCCAUUAGGUGCCUUUGUUAAGACCCAACGAGCGCAAAGAACAGAACGGGCAAAAUUGCUCGAGAGAAGUCGGAGAGAGGAACGCCAAAGAAAGGCGGAAGAAAGCGAAGAAGCGGACCAGGCUAUGACAGAUGUUGACAGCGAGGAUGAAGCAUCGAGUGAGGCUGCCUAA